AUGAUCUCUGAAAUCUACUUUGGACCUUUUUUGGUUUCUAAGCAAGUAUUUUUUCAUGCAAAAAAUUCUUUGGCACUUGUAAAUUUGAAGCCAGUGCUUCCAGGACAUGUUCUUGUCAUUCCUAGACGUCCUGUACCACGUCUUCGUGAUUUAACGGAAUCAGAAAUACUAUGUCUUUUCUCCACUGUUCAAAAGGUAUCAUCUGUUGUUGAGAAGGCGUUUUGUGCAUCAUCAUGUACUGUCACAAUUCAGGAUGGGAAAUAUGCCGGCCAGACGGUUCCUCAUCUUCAUGUUCAUAUAAUACCCAGAAAACCUUAUGAUUUAAAGGAAAAUGAUGAGAUUUAUGAGAGAUUAGCUUCUGAGGAUGCUGAUUUGGGAAAAUUAUAUCGUGAAAAAACAAAAGGUUUUCAAAAAAUUGAUGAUGCUGACAGAAAGCCACGAAGUGACAAAGAAAUGGAAGAAGAAGCACGUUGGUUAGAAGAAUUUUUUGAUUUUAAUAAUAUUUCAUAA
Molecule: messenger RNA, 510 nt
Organism: Pneumocystis murina B123
Lineage: Eukaryota; Fungi; Ascomycota; Pneumocystomycetes; Pneumocystales; Pneumocystaceae
Exons: 4
Coding region: 1-510 (169 amino acids)
Molecular function (GO): catalytic activity
Source: RefSeq, a predicted model, not a curated record